AUACGCAUGCGGCGAGUUUGUUUCGGCGCUCGCAAGCUACCUCCAAGGGCGCCAGCUGGCAGACGUCCAAGCCUCGCCAUGGUACGGGCUCUCAUUCGAUGAGAGCACGGACCGCGCGCACGGCAAGCACAUGAUCAUGUAUGUGCACUUCGAGCGCAACGAGCAGACGGAGGUGCAGUUUUUUGGCAACAUACCAGUCGACAAAGCCGAUGGCGCCUCGUUGUACGCUUCCAUCACGGCGCAUCUUGACAGCAAAGGCUUGUCCUUGGACAAGCUUGCGGGUGUGUCCACUGACGGUGCCAAGGUUAUGGUGGGAAUGAAGAAGGGGGUUGUGGGUCGUUUAAUGCAGCGCUGCCCGUGGCUCGUUGCUGUGCACUGCGUGGCACACCGGGAGGCGUUGGCAGUAAAGGAUGCUGCCAAGAAGUUCCCUGACUUCAAUGUCAUUGACUCACAGAUUCGCAAGACUGCUGAGCACAUCGGCCGCUCCAGCAUCUCCAGAGAUGCCUUCAUGCAGCUGCAGGACGUGGUCAUGAAAACCCAACUGGAAGUUCAGGGCAUUUUCGACGUGCGCUGGCUUUCACGCGGGGAUGCAGUGUCGCGGUUUUGCGAAGUGCUGCCAAUCCUCCUCUGGCUUUGGCACGAAGAGGACCAAGCCGCGUACAAGAUCGGCACAAGUUUCAAGUUUCAGUUCAUGCUCUUCUUCCUCGCCGACGUGCUGGAGAUGCUCAACACCCUCAACAUGGCGUUUCAGAGGCUGGUGGUGGACAUCGGCGAGGUGAAGCUCCUCGUCGAUAAACUGAAGCUGAAGCUGGCGCAACGUUACGUGGAGAACCGCGCAGACUAUGGGACCUCGAAGAGCAAGCACCUGCAUGCUUUUCUCGAGAAGCACGGCAGCCCUGACAAGCGCGAGAUCACCAUCCGCGGCCUCGACAAGCAAGGGACCGCAUGCACCAUCAAAGACAUACUGCAUGAAAACCCCAUCGGCAAAGACAAGAAGACGGACCUGGAUUCGUGCAUCAAGCUGGGGCAGGAGUUUGCGCAGGAGUUGAUCGCUAAGCUGGACUCCCGCCUUGGGGACCUGAAGCAUUUUGACGGGGCAAAACAAUUCAUGCCAAUGCACUACCCGCCGCGCCCUGCUGACCGUGAAGGAUGGCUCAACGUCCACCUCUACGAACUCCUUGACAUGUUCAAGGAGAAGCUGCCCGGUGUCACGUACCAGGAGUGUCAGCUGGAGAUGGAGCUCUUUGCUGCCACAAUGUUCAAAAAGUUCAAGGACCUGACUUUCCAGCAAGCCCUCACCAACGUGCUACGCACCUCAGACUGGAGGGAUGAUUACCCCACCCUCGUGCAUUUGUGGCGCGCACUUGCUGUCCUGCCCCUUAGCACUGUUGAGUGCGAAAGGGGCUUCAGUAGACAGAACAUCAUAAAAUGA
Closterium sp. NIES-65 is the source of this 1432-nucleotide messenger RNA. The record is from the annotation of a GenBank genome assembly. Lineage: Eukaryota; Viridiplantae; Streptophyta; Zygnematophyceae; Desmidiales; Closteriaceae.